Messenger RNA from Mus caroli (Ryukyu mouse), 2625 nucleotides. RefSeq names its product nuclear receptor subfamily 1 group I member 2 (gene Nr1i2). NCBI's taxonomy places the organism in Eukaryota, Metazoa, Chordata, Mammalia, Rodentia, Muridae. Gene Ontology annotation, biological process: cell differentiation; negative regulation of transcription by RNA polymerase II; positive regulation of transcription by RNA polymerase II. Gene Ontology annotation, molecular function: RNA polymerase II cis-regulatory region sequence-specific DNA binding; nuclear receptor activity; zinc ion binding. The record is from RefSeq and is a predicted model, not a curated record.
CCUCUUACUACAUUGGACCUGGGGUGUACUGUGGGCAAGAACAAGUAUGGUUCCUAUGCCUGUGGACAACAUAGCCUAAGAUUAGCUGAGGGUGAGAAUCGGGCAUAGAUACUGCUCUUUUGUCUACCUGGAUGGUCAGCCUCUCCCUAGGAGCCUGACCUUGGCUCGUAGGAAACACUGAGGACUUAAGCUGAGAUCUUCGUGUGCAACCAGGUAGCCACGGCAGGUGUGCUGAGCUCUGGGCAGAACCAUCGUUCCUGAUUCUUCAAGGUGGACCCCAAGGGGGAAAUCCAACAAAAGCAGUGGCCCCCAGACAGCAUGAAGACAAUUGUGGAGCCAAGGUGCCCUGCUACCUGGCCUACACUUGUGUUGCCAGGAAGCAUCACAACAGAAGCCUUGUGUAUGUGACAUCAGGCAUUAGACAGGCAGCCGAGCCCCUUCUGUGACAGGGUUGGAGUCCCUGACCUAGGAAACACCGCUGCUGAAGACCGUGAGAACCAGGAACUAUUAGCACUGGCUCCCAGAGCUUGUCAGUCUAGGACACACAGAUGUAAACCUAGAGAUGAGACCUGAGGAGAGCUGGAGCCAAGUUGGCCUUGUACAGUGUGAAGAAGCAGACUCUGCCUUGGAAGAGCCCAUCAACGUAGAGGAGGAAGAUGGAGGUCUUCAAAUCUGCCGUGUAUGUGGGGACAAGGCCAAUGGCUACCACUUCAAUGUCAUGACGUGUGAAGGAUGCAAGGGGUUUUUCAGAAGGGCCAUGAAACGCAAUGUCCGGCUGAGGUGCCCCUUCCGCAAGGGGACCUGCGAGAUCACCCGGAAGACACGACGGCAGUGCCAGGCCUGCCGUUUGCGCAAGUGCCUGGAGAGUGGCAUGAAGAAAGAGAUGAUCAUGUCCGAUGCCGCUGUGGAGCAGAGGCGGGCCUUGAUUAAGAGGAAGAAGAGGGAAAAGAUUGAGGCUCCACCUCCUGGAGGGCAGGGGCUGACGGAAGAACAGCAGGCGCUGAUCCAGGAGCUGAUGGACGCUCAGAUGCAAACCUUUGAUACAACUUUCUCCCACUUCAAGGAUUUCCGGCUGCCUGCAGUGUUCCACAGUGGCUGUGAGCUUCCAGAGUUUCUGCAGGCCUCACUGUUGGAAGACCCUGCCACAUGGAGUCAAAUCAUGAAAGACAGGGUUCCAAUGAAGAUCUCUCUGCAGCUGCGCGGAGAAGACGGCAGCAUCUGGAACUACCAACCCCCUUCCAAGAGCGACGGGAAAGAGAUCAUCCCUCUUCUGCCACACCUGGCUGAUGUGUCAACCUACAUGUUCAAGGGCGUCAUCAACUUCGCCAAGGUCAUAUCCUACUUUAGGGACCUGCCUAUUGAGGACCAGAUCUCCCUGCUGAAGGGGGCCACUUUUGAGAUGUGCAUCCUGAGGUUCAACACGAUGUUCGACACGGAAACGGGAACCUGGGAGUGCGGCCGGCUGGCUUACUGCUUCGAAGACCCUAAUGGUGGCUUCCAGAAACUUCUGUUGGAUCCAUUGAUGAAAUUCCACUGCAUGCUGAAGAAGCUACAGCUGCAUAAGGAGGAGUAUGUGCUGAUGCAGGCCAUCUCCCUCUUCUCCCCAGAUCGUCCUGGCGUGGUCCAGCGCAGUGUGGUAGACCAACUGCAGGAGAGGUUUGCCCUCACCCUGAAGGCCUACAUUGAGUGUAGUCGGCCAUAUCCUGCUCACAGGUUCCUGUUCCUGAAGAUCAUGGCUGUCCUCACUGAGCUGCGCAGCAUCAACGCCCAGCAAACCCAGCAGUUGCUGCGCAUCCAAGACUCGCACCCCUUUGCCACCCCACUCAUGCAGGAGUUAUUUAGCAGCACAGAUGGCUGAGUGGAAAUCUCAUGGGGCAGCCAGGCCCAGACAUUCUGAAUUGCCACUUCUAGGGCUAGACAGAUGGACAUACUGAUAGCCAACAAUGCCCUCUGACUGCAGCUGGUUAGCAUUUUUCAGGAAAAAGACAUGGGAGCCCCCAAGUUCAGCCUGUGGGAAGUGCUGGCCUAUGAGUUAAGACAAUCUUUGUGGUUGGGAAUAAACCUCCAAAUCCCACUAAAUUCUAAGGUGUUAGGUGGGAGAGGAGGGAGCAGGUCAAACCCUGUAACAGUUGUACCCCCAUGCCCCACACAUUCCCAGCCCCAGGCUGCUUCUCGAGCUGCUUGUGUGUUCCAGACGCGAGCUGACCUUCAGGUUCACAAGUAUCACUGCUGAAGGCUUGCAGCUUGUCCUGACCGUGUUCUGGACAUAUCAGUCAACUUCCUGCAUCUGCCCAAACACAUUUUUAGUCACUAACAAUGUGACCAGCUGUGUGUGUUGGGGGGAGGGGGAAUAGGGUUACAGCACGGACUCAGAUGUGGAUCCUGACCUCAGACUUUAAGAAGACCAAGCUGGCUGAAGUCUACAUAAACUCUUAUCAAGACUUCACACUCACUGUCCAUUAGAACCUAAGGAAAAACAGAAUCUCUUUACUUAGACAAUGGCAUGCAUUGAUGGCCUCAGCACACAGGAGACAUAGGCAAAGUAAAAACCACAGGCUCGCUGGGUGUGGUGGCGCACGCCUUUAAUCCCAGCACUUGGGAGGCAGAGGCAGGCGGAUUUCUGAG